AUGGUCAAGUGUGUCGUUUCCGGCUGUCCGAACCGCCUGCUCAACGGCAACCGAGGCGUCUUGAGUCGAGCUCCGAAGAGGUUCUUCCCGUUCCCCAAAGACCCGGCCCGGGUCAAGGUAUGGCUGGCGGCGUUGCGAGAGACGGACAAAAAAUGGGAAGUGGCGGAGCAGCGCUUUAUCUGCGAGGAGCACUUCCUCCCGGAAGACGUCACCGCGGACGGCGUCAAUGGCGACGCCAUCCCCAUCAUGCCGCCCUACCUGGACGGACCCCUGGGCGAGACGGGCGCCUGGGGGGCCGAGUCCGAAGAGGAGGAGGACGACCAGUGGGGCGGCGGCGGCGGCAGCGGUAUGGAGGAGGAGGAGGAAGAGGCGGAUGAAGAUGAAAGCGGAGCUUCUCUGCAGCAGGUGAAGCCCUCAAGCGAGCACCUUCAACCCAAAGAGGAUCCCCCGACACCGAAAACGUGCAGGAACGACGUGCUCCUGGCACCGCUAACGCGCCGCCUCCUGGAGCUCAUGCUGGCGUCUCCGGAGAGCUGGCUGGACCUCCACCAGGCGGCCGGCCGGCUGCAGACCCGCAAACGUCACGUCUACGAUAUCAUCGGCGUGCUGGAGAGCAUCAGCGUGGUCCAGAGGAGGUCCAGGAGCGUCAAGUGGACUGGUCGGUGUCCCGUCUCCCGCUUCCUGUGGAAGACCGAGGAGAAGUUCAAGGAGGAGCUGGAGAACCUCAAGCUGGAGGAGAACACGCUGGACGGCCUCAUCAAAAAGUGCGCUCAGCAACUUUUUGACAUGACGGACAACGAAGAGAACGCGACGGCGGCCUACGUCACGCACGAGGACGUGGGACGGCUCCCCGCCUUCCAGGAGCAGACGGUGAUCGUGGUCAAAGCGCCGGAGGAAACCAAGCUGGAGGUCCCGGCGCCCACACAGGACAACAUCAAGAUGCACCUGAGGGGCGGCAAGGGUCCCAUCGCGGUCAUGACGUGUGACUUGGGCACGGGCGGCGUUCCCGUCAAGGAGGAGAUGAGCGGCUGCUUCAUGACGCUGGACCAAAGUCGCAUACAGACGCAGACCUUGCUCAAGACCGCCCACUAG
This is a messenger RNA of Nerophis lumbriciformis (worm pipefish), 1092 nucleotides long. Lineage: Eukaryota; Metazoa; Chordata; Actinopteri; Syngnathiformes; Syngnathidae. The record is from RefSeq and is a predicted model, not a curated record.